AGAAGGAGAGCCUGUCAGACUGUAAGAGUGGCAUCAAAUCUUCCCUUCAUCAAACCUCCUCUUCAUCAGUGACCGUUAGUAUGGAUAUUCUAAUAGGGGCGAAUUAGCCAGUUAACCCCGGGACAGGGGCAGAGGUAGGGGGCUGUGCCGGGAAGAAGCGGUGCGGGGAGGAGCGCAGCGCGGUCCCGGUGGAUGCGACGGCGGCAUGGAGAUGUUGCGCCGCUCCUCCGUGUUCGCUGCUGAAGUGUUUGACCGCUCGCCGACCGACAAGGAGCUGGUGUCCCAGGCCAAGGCGCUGUGCAGGGACUACAUCCACUCCAGGCUGAACCGAGCCGGGAUAGGCUGGUCCAAACCCGAGCACGGCCUGGCUGCCUCGGGGGGGGCUCUGGGGGAGAUCUCCUCCGUGAUGCUGUGGCUGGGUGAUGAGUUGGAGUACCUUCGACCAAACGUGUACCGCAACGUAGCGCGACAGCUCAACAUCACCGUGGCCUCAGAGAACAUUGUGUCGGAUGCUUUCCUGGCUGUGGCUGCAGAUAUAUUCUCCACAGGUGGGUCCACAUCAGAAUCUGGCUGUGUUGUAAAUCAAGCCUCACACACAGACUGCAUCAUGGGAACUAACUUUAGUGCCUUAUUAUUAGGAACACAAGUUUGA
Molecule: messenger RNA, 652 nt
Organism: Notothenia coriiceps (black rockcod)
Lineage: Eukaryota; Metazoa; Chordata; Actinopteri; Perciformes; Nototheniidae
Product: bcl-2-related ovarian killer protein homolog A-like
Exons: 3
Coding region: 206-652 (148 amino acids)
Biological process (GO): regulation of apoptotic process; extrinsic apoptotic signaling pathway in absence of ligand; intrinsic apoptotic signaling pathway in response to DNA damage
Cellular component (GO): mitochondrial outer membrane
Molecular function (GO): BH domain binding
Source: RefSeq, a predicted model, not a curated record